UUCACAAAAUUCAAAACUGUCAGAAAUCCAUAAUGGCAGACCAUAUGGAUCCUUGAGACAAAUGUGUUCCUUGUGAGGAGAGGGAACUAAUAUGUACCGAAUUUCAGGACUUUAGGUCAAACAGGGUGAGGCUUGACUUGUCAACGUUUGUAUUUUCAAUCUCUUGUAAUAGCACCACCAUCUGGCCAAUCAGCGUAAUUAACGUAAGAACGAACGAACGGACGGAGACAGAUCAACAGUCCCCUCCCUGAUUUCAUCAUGGGGGACAACAACACCAUGGAUAUGUCUCCACUCGGAUGCUGUUUCAUUGAACAUGAAACUGAGAUACACAAGCAUCUCUCUUCCUGGCAGUGAUGGCUCAUUUCUCUUCAUCUCUACUCUCCAUAAGUAUUCACCAUUGAACAGUACAUGAAGCUGCUGAGUUUCAUCGGUUUGUCUGCUGGCUUGGAUUUGUCAGGAGCAGAUUUAGGGUCAGGUCUGACCAAGGGCAUGGGUGGUCAACCCAUUUGAAGUGGUCGAAGUCAGCCUGCAGGCCAACAGUGAUCCUUUCAAAGUGGUGGAGCUGUGAUGCUGCUGGUGUAUCAAUACGUAUCUGGAUGGUUAAAUAAGAACUGGUGACGAGGAGAAGCCCACCAACCUGCCUUAAGGUGCCCACCAGCCUGCCUGAUGAAGCCCACCAGCCUGUCUGAUGAAGCCCACCAGCCUAUCUGAUGAAGCCCACCAGCCUGCCUUAAGGUGCCCACCAGCCUGUCUGAUGAAGCCCACCAACCUGCCUUAAGGUGCCCACCAGGCUGUCUGAUGAAGCCUACCAGGCAGGCCAUUAGGAUGCCCACCAGGCAGGCCAUUAGGAUGCUUACCAGGCAGGCCAUUAGGAUUCCCACCAGGCAGACCAUUAGGAUGCUUAACAGGCAGACCAUUAGGAUGCUUACCAGGCAGACCAUUAGGAUGCUUACCAGGCAGACCAUUAGGAUGCUUACCAGGCAGACCAUUAGGAUGCUUACCAGGCAGGCCAUUAGGAUGCCCACCAGGCAGACCAUUAGGAUGCUUACCAGGCAGGCCAUUAGGAUGCUUACCAGGCAGGCCAUUAGGAUGCCCACCAGGCAGGCCAUUAGGAUGCCCACCAGGCAGACCAUUAGGAUGCCCACCAGGCAGGCCAUUAGGAUGCUUACCAGGCAGGCCAUUAGGAUGCUUACCAGGCAGACCAUUAGGAUGCCCACCAGGCAGGCCAUUAGGAUGCCCACCAGGCAGACCAUUAGGAUGCUUACCAGGCAGGCCAUUAGGAUGCCCACCAGGCAGGCCAUUAGGAUGCUUACCAGGCAGACCAUUAGGAUGCUUACCAGGCAGACCAUUAGGAUGCCCACCAGGCAGGCCAUUAGGAUGCCCACCAGGCAGACCAUUAGGAUGCUUACCAUGCAGGCCAUUAGGAUGCCCACCAGGCAGGCCAUUAGGAUGCUUACCAGGCAGACCAUUAGGAUGCCCACCAGGCAGGCCAUUAGGAUGCCCACCAGGCAGGCCAUUAGGAUGCCCACCAGGCAGGCCAUUAGGAUGCUUACCAGGCAGACCAUUAGGAUGCCCACCAGGCAGGCCAUUAGGAUGCUUACCAGGCAGACCAUUAGGAUGCCCACCAGGCAGGCCAUUAGGAUGCUUACCAGGCAGGCCAUUAGGAUUCCCACCAGGCAGACCAUUAGGAUGCUUACCAGGCAGACCAUUAGGAUGCUUACCAGGCAGACCAUUAGGAUGCUUACCAGGCAGACCAUUAGGAUGCUUACCAGGCAGACCAUUAGGAUACUUAUCAGGCAGGCCAUUAGGAUGCCCACCAGGCAGGCCAUUAGGAUGCUUACCAGGCAGACCAUUAGGAUGCUUACCAGGCAGACCAUUAGGAUGCCCACCAGGCAGGCCAUUAGGAUGCCCACCAGGCAGACCAUUAGGAUGCUUACCAUGCAGGCCAUUAGGAUGCCCACCAGGCAGGCCAUUAGGAUGCCUACCAGGCAGACCAUUAGGAUGCCCACCAGGCAGGCCAUUAGGAUGCCCACCAGGCAGGCCAUUAGGAUGCCCACCAGGCAGGCCAUUAGGAUGCUUACCAGGCAGACCAUUAGGAUGCCCACCAGGCAGGCCAUUAGGAUGCUUACCAGGCAGACCAUUAGGAUGCCCACCAGGCAGGCCAUUAGGAUGCUUACCAGGCAGGCCAUUAGGAUUCCCACCAGGCAGACCAUUAGGAUGCUUACCAGGCAGACCAUUAGGAUGCUUACCAGGCAGACCAUUAGGAUGCUUACCAGGCAGACCAUUAGGAUGCUUACCAGGCAGACCAUUAGGAUACUUAUCAGGCAGGCCAUUAGGAUGCCCACCAGGCAGGCCAUUAGGAUGCUUACCAGGCAGACCAUUAGGAUGCCCACCAGGCAGGCCAUUAGGAUGCCCACCAGGCAGACCACUAGGAUGCCCACCAGGCAGACCAUUAGGAUGCUUACCAGGCAGACCAUUAGGAUACUUAUCAGGCAGGCCAUUAGGAUGCCCACCAGGCAGGCCAUUAGGAUGCUUACCAGGCAGACCAUUAGGAUGCCCACCAGGCAGGCCAUUAGGAUGCCCACCAGGCAGGCCAUUAGGAUGCCCACCAGGCAGGCCAUUAGGAUGCUUACCAGGCAGGCCAUUAGGAUGCUUACCAGGCAGGCCACUAGGAUGCCCACCAGGCAGGCCAUUAGGAUGCUUACCAGGCAGGCCACUAGGAUGCACACCAGGCAGGCCAUUAGGAUGCUUACCAGGCAGGCCAUUAGGAUGCUUACCAGGCAGGACAUUAGGAUGCUUACCAGGCAGACCAUUAGGAUGCCCACCAGGCAGGCCAUUAGGAUGCUUACCAGGCAGACCAUUAGGAUGCUUACCAGGCAGACCAUUAGGAUGCCCACCAGGCAGACCAUUAGGAUGCUUACCAGGCAGACCAUUAGGAUGCUUACCAGGCAGACCAUUAGGAUGCUUACCAGGCAGGCCAUUAGGAUGCUUACCAGGCAGGCCACUAGGAUGCCCACCAGGCAGACCAUUAGGAUGCUUACCAGGCAGACCAUUAGGAUGCUUACCAGGCAGACCAUUAGGAUUCUUACCAGGCAGACCAUUAGGAUGCUUACCAGGCAGGCCAUUAGGAUGCCCACCAGGCAGGCCAUUAGGAUGCUUACCAGGCAGGCCAUUAGGAUGCUUACCAGGCAGGCCAUUAGGAUGCUUACCAGGCAGGCCAUUAGGAUGCCCACCAGGCAGGCCAUUAGGAUGCUUACCAGGCAGGCCAUUAGGAUGCUUACCAGGCAGGCCAUUAGGAUGCUUACCAGGCAGGCCAUUAGGAUGCCCACCAGGCAGGCCAUUAGGAUGCUUACCAGGCAGGCCAUUAGGAUGCCCACCAGGCAGGCCAUUAGGAUGCUUACCAGGCAGGCCAUUAGGAUGCCCACCAGGCAGGCCAUUAGGAUGCCCACCAGGCAGGCCAUUAGGAUGCACACCAGGCAGACCAUUAGGAUGCCCACCAGGCAGGACAUUAGGAUGCCCACCAGGCAGGCCAUUAGGAUGCACACCAGUCAGGCCAUUAGUAUGCCCACCAGGCAGCCUGAUGAUGCCCACAAGGCAUCCUAAUAUAAACCUAUUCAUCAUACAGGGGGUUUAGAGUCCACUACAAAAUAUUACAGACACCUAGCCACGCCACAACCCGUGUUCCACGGCCAAACGGCCAGAUUACACACACGCCACACCCACAGUGCCGUAAUUCACAGAACACUUCACAUGAACGGAAUCAACCACCAGAAACAUUCUGCCAUUUUUAUGCGCACUGAAUACAAAUUACAGAUCAUCAUAAAAUACAUUUUGAGACUCACAUUGGUGUCUAGAAAACACUUGUUUGAAAUAGUUAGUGAUUUUUAUACAUUUCUUUUUCAGAGUGCCUUUGAAGCUGAUUAAAACAUAUCAAACUUGAAGUGUGUGUGUGUGCGUGUGUGUGCGUGUGUGUGUG
This is a messenger RNA of Salmo salar (Atlantic salmon), 3976 nucleotides long. The record is from RefSeq and is a predicted model, not a curated record. Lineage: Eukaryota; Metazoa; Chordata; Actinopteri; Salmoniformes; Salmonidae.